Molecule: messenger RNA, 297 nt
Organism: Haemonchus placei
Lineage: Eukaryota; Metazoa; Nematoda; Chromadorea; Rhabditida; Trichostrongylidae
Source: the annotation of a GenBank genome assembly
AUGUUCCUCAUCGUUUACUCUCCAUGCUUCGAUAACUGCCCACUUCAGCUCUUCUGUGCCCUGGAACUUAUGGUUAUUCGCAUAAACUUGUCUGACUAUUAUGCCCCAGAUAUGUUCUAUCGCAUUGAUAUCGGGACUGCAGGCUGGCUAUGGCAGGACGCUUAUUUAUGGGCAUUGCAGCCACUCAUCCGCUGCACGGCUCACAUGAAUGGUGACGGCGAUGGCAUAGAAAGGGUACAAGAUGAUGCUCCAAGACGGUCUGGUAAUCCUUGGAAUCCAUACUGCAAUUCACGGUAG